AUGGCAGAAUUCUUCAAGGAGAACUGGGAUUUGGUAGGGCAUUUGGUUACAACAACCGUAGGGGACUUCUUUGCCUCUGGGAGACUCUUGAAGGAGGUCAACAAUACCAUUUUGGUUUUGGUGCCCAAGGUUCCGAAUGCAUCUUCCGUUGAUGAUUACAGGCUUAUUGCUUGUUGCAAUACUAUUUACAAGCUUAUUACUAAGGUGAUGGCGAAUAGGAUUGUUGCAGUGUUGAAGGAUCUUAUUAGCCCGUCUCAAAGUGCGUUUGUUAAAGGACGUCGUAUUAGGGAUAAUAUCCUUUUGGCCCAAGAGCUCUUUUCCAGCUUCCAUCUUCAGCCGUAUACUCCUAAGUGUGCUAUUAAAGUGGACUUCAGGAAGGCUUAUGAUACAGUUGAUUGGCGGUUCCUUGAGCGUGUUCUUCUCGCAUUUUGCUUCCUUGAUCGAUUGGUGCAGCUCAUCAUGACGUGUGUUCGCACUCCUGGUUCUCGAUUGCUUUGA
Eucalyptus grandis is the source of this 498-nucleotide messenger RNA. RefSeq lists its product as uncharacterized. NCBI's taxonomy places the organism in Eukaryota, Viridiplantae, Streptophyta, Magnoliopsida, Myrtales, Myrtaceae. The coding region runs from base 1 to 498 and encodes 165 amino acids. The transcript has a single exon. The record is from RefSeq and is a predicted model, not a curated record.